Messenger RNA from Caenorhabditis auriculariae, 2529 nucleotides. NCBI's taxonomy places the organism in Eukaryota, Metazoa, Nematoda, Chromadorea, Rhabditida, Rhabditidae. The record is from the annotation of a GenBank genome assembly.
AUGAUCUUCGGCCUGUACAAUUUCUCUGUUCCUGGGAGUCGCAGCCUAGAUGUUUCUCAAGCGCGGCUGCUUUGCCGUAGUUCGUAGGAAAUCGUCCGCCUCAAAAAAGCGUUUGGCAAGUCGAGCCGAGUUUACAACGGACUGCCGUUGAGCCGCCUACCCACAGAGCUACGGUGUAUUUCGAGGCUAUCCGCCCUGCUAACAAGUUACAGCGAAAUCCAGAGCCACGCCUUUCAGCUCAUGCUUGUUCGCUAGAUGUUCAUUGCCAGCUUCUCUCGAGCCAGACUACCAGUCAGGAGCUCACAUCUUCCCCUACUUCCAGUGCCACUCAUUCGAAACCUAUUUUGAGAUUUUCGAUACUGAUACUCAAAUGUUCUUCUUGAAACUUUAUAACAAAAUUUUCGAAGUUGUUUGAAUAACGCUUGACUUUCUUGUAUUGAAAUUCAAUCGUUCGACUCUUUACAUCGUUUGCUUUCCAUAAAAUACAAGCGUUUUUUAAAGCUUCUAAUUUUCAGCGUGCAUCAUGUCCGACGAGGAGGAAGUGCUGUGAGUGUCUUAUUCUCUUUUCAUUCAACUUGAAAUUAAGUUGACUUGGGAAAGACUCCGCCAAAAAUUAAUUUCUAUCCGAGGCGACAAAUUUUAGUGUAACAAGGGUUCUUCGGUUGUUUUCGAAUCAUUUUUGCGCCACAUGCCACGUUCUCGGCUGUCACUCUGCUCUCAGCGGCAGGAGACUUGAAAACCAAACGAAUUGCAGCUCCGGUGAGGAGGAGGAGGAAGUGGAAGAGUCGCAGGCCGACGAACCCGAAGAGGACGCCGAGGAGGCUGAGGAAGAUGCCGAAGAAGCCGAGCCAGAACCUGAAGCGGCUCCCCCAGUUGAGGAAAAGUAUGAGAUUCAAAUCUUACAGAGCAAAAAUAAUUUUCCUUAGGCCUAAACCACGUCCGCCUCCAAUCCAGGAAGAAAAGCCUGUCGCGGAAAUGACCGAAGCUGAAGCUGCUAUGCUGGUGAGUCGAACUGAAAAGUGGAAACAGAUUGCACGACUUCCAGUUCAAAACACAUGUUAAAGAAAAAAAGCAGCGAUGGCCAAAAUAAUGAAGCAGUAGUAUAUUUUUUUAGAAAAAAAAAAAUUAAACCAUUCUUCUUGGACUUCAAUUUUCAACAGAAAAAUAUUGACAGCAAGUUUUCAGGCUGCUAAAAAACGCCACGAGGAAGAAGAAGCCGCCAAGCUUCUUGACUACGAACAGCGUCGUGUGCUGGAAAAAGAACGCAUCGAUGAGGAACUUCGUGAGCUCAAGGAGAAGCAGGAGAAACGCCGCGCUGAACGCGAAGAUGACGAGCGUCAGUUUGCUGAACGGCGCCGUCAGGAUGAAGAGCGCCGUCGCAAGGAAGAAGUAAUUAUUCUUUUUUUGCUUCAUUUGUUGACCAAACCUGAGCAGGGUCAAAUGUGGUAAACGUCAAAUUCAAAAUCUAGGAAGAACGCAAGAGCAAGGCUGACGCCGAGAAGGCGCGCAAAAACGAGGAGAAAUCUCGUCGUCAACAGAUGAUGGCCGGUUCUUUUGCUGGUGCUGCUGCUGGCGCUCCUGGAGGAAAGAACUUCACCAUCCAGAAGGGCGACAAGGCCGCUCAACUGGGAAACUUGGCCGGUGUACGUUUUCUUUUUUUGUGAUGUUCUUCAAGAUAUACUAAAUCACUACAAAUGAAAUUCAAAAUUUGUAGGGAGCUAAGCCUGAAGUAGCCACCAAGGAGCAGCAAGACGACAAUAAGAGGGCUUUCCUGGCUGCCGUCUGCCGACCAGUCGACGUUUCUGGCCUUAUGCCCAACGACUUGAAGGAACAAAUCAAGCGCCUUCACCAGCGCAUCGUCAAGAUCGAAGGCGAGAAGUACGAUUUGGAGAAACGCCGUGAGCGUCAGGAGUACGACGUGAGUUUUGAGCCUGUAGAAACUUUCCUCCAUUAUCGAAAACCACAUAAUGGGAAAUAUUGAUCGAUGAUUACAGUUGAAAGAGUUGAGCGAGCGUCAGCGCCAAGUUGCUCGCAACAAGGCCCUCAAAAAGGGACUCGACCCAGAAGAAGCCGCUUCUUCUGUUCAUCCUCCGAAGAUCACGACGGCUUCCAAAUUCGACCGUCAGAUCGAUCGACGAUCCUACGGUGACCGCCGUUACCUCUUCGAGUCUCCCAUCGUCAAGAAACCCCCAAGCAUUGCUCGUGGAUCUGGCCGUCCGCCAACAGAAUGGGGACGCAAGGAAAACGAGGAGCUUGAACAGCUCCGCAAGAACCUCGAGCCUCCGAAGUACGUCGAGCAGGUCAAGGCUGAGGGAGAUGCUGCGCGGCCGCCGAUGGCUCCAAUCCCCUUGGUCCUCCCGGAAAAAGACGAGAUGGACGAGGUGCCGCAACAACAGCAGGAAGAAGUCCGUUUCUUUUCUUUCGAGUCACAGCUUCUUAGCUUCCUAGAUUAAUUUAUCAUUUUUCCAGCAAAGCGAAGCCCCUGUUCCUGACAGCGAAAACGCUGCUGAGGAAGUUGCUGCUGCUUAA